ACUUUUUGGUGAGUUUUGAGGGGAUGGUUCAUGGAUCGGCCCCAAAAUUUAAUAUGUAAUUUGGGUAUAUGAAAAUAGCGUUCACUUAAAAUUUUAUUCUAAUAUCUUCUACUAUUCUACAAAUAGUCAUAGCUCAGGCACCAAAGCAUAUUUUUUAACCCAGAGGGUCGCAUUCUUUUGGUCAAGACAUGUACUUUUCAUGAAAAAAGUAUGUAGAGUUUGAUAACCACACCUACGGUUAUGGGAUGGGAUUGAAGGGGGACGAAAAAUCCCAAAAUGGUCGUUUUUAGCGUUUUUUAAAUGGAUGCAGAAGGCGAUUGGAUUAAGCUAUCGAUUACUGUAACAUCUCAUUCGAAAGAUUUUUUAAGGCAAAGACGUCUUCAAAAUCGAUAGUAAUACAAGAAAACGUUCAUACGGAGUGUGGAGAAUGCGAGCGACCCAGGAAUCGAGAAUCUUUGCUUACGGAGUUUUUCUAUGAACAAUAACGUACCAAUAGGCGUGUCCAUAUUGGGGACAUAUAUAGCAUUUAAGUGACAGGAAAAAUUUCGGUACGAAGUCUCGUUAAUAACUUUCUACCUCCGAUUGAACGGAACUACAACUAAUUUAAAUCUUCAAUUUCUUUUAAACAGUAUGAUGAAUUCUCAAAUUAAUAUGAAAAAUUUGUAUGAAUUCCAUGGGCAGGCAGAUAAUUGUACAGACAAAUCAUUUCAUGAAAAUUUAAAAAAAAAUUCGAAGCCAGCCAGUGUAAAAACUUCAAAAAUAUUUAUAUUCUGUGCUAAAAUAUGUUUUAAACUCAGUCUUAUUAUGAUCUUUAUGAUAAUAUUUAACUCUUUGAGUAAUGGCACAUUAAUUCCCUUUUCAGUGUUUACUAUCAAUUCUAUCAUCGGUUUUCUUUGUUACUCUCGAUAUGUCAUUAUUUCAAAUCACAGAGUACAAAAUUUUUCAAAAGACUUGCAUGUUUUUAUAAUAUUUUUAGUUUUUAGCUAUAUAUUAUCACCUGUUUUUAAAAAUCUUACUGAAACUGUUAGUACUGACACUGUAUAUGCACUGACAACUUUUAUGUUUGUUAUACAUUUGUUACUUAACAAGUAUGGUUUAUCUGAUGUUUCAUUGACUCAAUCAUUAUCGAUUACGUCAUCACUGUUUGGUUCUAUAAUGUUAACAUCUAGGUUGCCUUCAACGCUCCAUGCGUUUUGUUUGUUGCUAACUUCAGUGCAAAGUUUUGUACUGUUACCAAAAUUUCUUUUCAAAAUUGCUAAUCCGAUUUCGUUAUGUUUAUUUACAGUCUCUUUAACUGCGUUUAUACUUUACAAUACAUCUUAUAUAUUGUUACAUAUAUUUCUUUUGAUUUCAUUAUUUAUGCAACUAAUCUGUCCUCUUUUUUUCGUUAAGUGGCAAGUUUAUAAAGAAAAUAUUUAUGGUCCUUGGGAUGAGGCAAUAAUUCAGUUUUAAUAAUAAGAACACUGAAGUGCGAAGAAAUGGAUUCAAUAUUAUAACUUGAAUCACAAUUUAUAUGUUUAACUUCUAAUAAACCGUUUUAUACA
This is a messenger RNA of Trichogramma pretiosum, 1544 nucleotides long. It is a transcript of the gene PIG-C, whose product is annotated as phosphatidylinositol N-acetylglucosaminyltransferase subunit C. The record is from RefSeq and is a predicted model, not a curated record. The transcript is spliced from 3 exons. NCBI's taxonomy places the organism in Eukaryota, Metazoa, Arthropoda, Insecta, Hymenoptera, Trichogrammatidae. Gene Ontology annotation, biological process: GPI anchor biosynthetic process. The coding region runs from base 631 to 1452 and encodes 273 amino acids. Gene Ontology annotation, cellular component: membrane; glycosylphosphatidylinositol-N-acetylglucosaminyltransferase (GPI-GnT) complex.